Messenger RNA from Bicyclus anynana (squinting bush brown), 1367 nucleotides. Its product is annotated as gustatory receptor for sugar taste 64e-like. Gene Ontology annotation, biological process: sensory perception of chemical stimulus; detection of chemical stimulus involved in sensory perception of taste. Lineage: Eukaryota; Metazoa; Arthropoda; Insecta; Lepidoptera; Nymphalidae. The transcript has 11 exons. Bases 1 to 1326 code for a protein of 441 amino acids. The record is from RefSeq and is a predicted model, not a curated record. Gene Ontology annotation, molecular function: taste receptor activity. Gene Ontology annotation, cellular component: membrane.
AUGGAUUACCCUUUUAUCCACAAAGUAGAGACACGGAAAAAAGUCAUUCUUCCAGUUAAGCAGAAAACAAAUGGCUACACAGCAGACCACUACGAAGGUCGCCGAACGACGUUCCAUUCAAUGAUCAAACUCACAGUGAUCAUAGGACAGCUGUUCGCUCUCAACCCAGUGCAGGGAGCUUGGGAGACUGACAGCUCCAAACUAAGGUUUAAUUAUUUCACCGGACGCUGCGCUUACACGAUUCUAACUAUUUUGUGUCAAGUGAUUUUUCUAAAUGUGUUAUUUUUAACAAGAUAUUUUACGAUCUCUACGGCUUCAGUGACUUCGAACACCACUGUAGUAUUCUUUGCCACCAAUACCACCAUAACAAUCCUAUUUCUGCGCAUAGCCACAAAAUGGCCAAAACUUUGCCACUAUAUUGCACGCAUCGAGACGAUAGAUCCUCUUUACGACAAAACUCUAGUGAGGAGAUGCAAUAUAUCAUGCAUUUUGAUACUUCUAUUUGCUUUUUUGGAACACAUCUUAGCACAAAUGGGUGGUGUAGUUUUGGUAGCAAACUGCAAGCCGGAGACAUCUUUUUACAAGGGAUUCAUAACUCACAACUUUCCGUGGAUUGAUGUAGUUAUUCCCUACAACCCACUUCUCGGAAUUCUUACACAGUGCUUGAAUUUUCAGUGUACUUUUAAUUGGAAUUUUGCUGACGUAUUUGUUAUUUGUAUAAGUUUCUACCUCACCUCCAGACUUGAACAAGUAAAUAAAAAAAUUGCAGCGAUUAAAGGAAAGUUGGUUCCAUCAUCACUUUGGAGAACGAUUCGCGAAGACUACAACAGAGCUACCAGUUUGGUCAGACGUGUAAAUGAUGUGAUCGGCAGUGUUAUAUUCAUCUCAUUCGCUAACAACCUUUUCUUCAUUUGCUUACAACUCUUGCAUACACUCGCGGAUGGGAUAAAAGCGACCCCACCUUGUAGUGUACCAGACAAAAGAUUGUUCAAAGGCUACGAAUAUGCGGCAUAUUUUGCAUACUCCUUAAUAUUCCUGGUUUUGAGGUCAAUGACCGUCUCUUUAAUCGCGUCCCGUAUUCACACUGCGAGUCGGGAACCAGUCUACACUCUGUACGAAGUACCAUCACCAGUAUACUGUAUCGAGGUUCAAAGAUUCAUUGAGCAGAUUCACGGAGAAACGGUAGCUCUGACCGGCUUACAGUUCUUUAAAGUGAAGCGCGGAAUCGUUCUAGCAAUUGCAGGCACAAUAGUGACGUACGAACUCGUUCUGAUGCAAUUCGCUGGCGUCACCCCGACCGCAUCACCUCUAAGCGAGGACGCAUGAAUAACUUAAUAAUUAAAAUAAUAUUUAUCUACAGACAUAAU